This is a messenger RNA of Diaporthe citri, 1242 nucleotides long. RefSeq lists its product as uncharacterized. Lineage: Eukaryota; Fungi; Ascomycota; Sordariomycetes; Diaporthales; Diaporthaceae. The record is from RefSeq and is a predicted model, not a curated record. The transcript has 4 exons. Bases 1 to 1242 code for a protein of 413 amino acids.
AUGGCCUGGGUAUCGCUGCCUUCCCUGGCCGUUCUAGCCGCCAUCCACAUUCAAUGGCUCCUGAACCCCGACUCGGUGGUCGUCCAAGCUCAGGACCUUCCUGCACAGGCCCAGGUUAUUGACCAAAGAAGCUUCAACGUCCUGCCUAACGUACUGCCCGCUACCGUCGUCAAUGGAAGCCAAACCUUCAUGCCCCCAGGCAUCACACCGGAAGACCUUUUGGCCAAGCCCUUCCACGUCUACGACGACGAAUUUCGCUCCAUCAUCGGUUCAGAACCCACUUUGUCACUGAUUGCGGAAACGGCAACGGACCCGUUGUUCCACGAGGCCGUGGUUUGGUUCGAGCCGACAGACGAAGUCUUCUUCGUUCAGAAUGCCGGCGCCAAGGCCGCAGGCACGGGACUCAACAAGUCUGCCAUCAUCCAGAAGAUCGCGCUGUCGCAAGCAGACGCGGUCAAGGGCCAGGCCAACGCAACUGGGCAGGUCACGGUGGAGGUUGUCCCAUCCAACCCGCAGGUCGUCAACCCCAACGGAGCCACCAACUACAAGGGCCAGAUUCUCUACAUGGCAGAGGGUGCUGGCGCGGAGAACACGUCAAACGCCGUCGUCAUGAACCCAAGGGAGCCUUACAACACGACAGUCGUGCUCAACAACUACUUUGGCCGGCAGUUCAGCUCCCUCAACGACGUCGCCGUUCACCCGGUCAACAAGGAGGUCUAUUUCACAGAUACUCUUUACGGAUUCCUGCAGGACUUCCGCCCGGCCCCUGGGAUCCGGAACCAGGUCUACCGGUGGAACGAUCAGACCGGCGCGGUCACGAUUGUUGCGGAUGGAUUUGUGCUGCCCAACGGCGUCACUUUCUCUCCAGACGGCAAGUUUGCCUACGUCGCGGACACGGGAAUUAACAAGGGCUUCUACGGCGUCAACUUCUCCGACCCAGCCUCCAUCUACCGCUUCGACGUCCUGGAGGACGGCACGUGGGACAACCGCAAGACCUUCGCCUUCGUGGACUCGGGCGCCCCAGAUGGCGUGCACACCGACACCAACGGCAACGUCUACGCGGGCUGCGGCGACGGCAUCCAGGUCUGGAACCCCUCCGGCAAGCUCCUCGGCAAGAUCUACCUGGGCGGAACCAGCGCGAACUUCAAGUUCGCAGGCGACGGCAGGAUGGUCAUCUGCGCCGAGACCAAGCUGUUCUACGCCACGUUCAAUGCGAGCGGGUGGAUCACCGAGGGGCAGUAG